UUUCCGCUGCCGAGGCGGCGGGAGCCGAGCCCCAGCGGACCGAGCCGCGGCCGCAGCGGGCGGCGGGCGCAGAGGCGGCGGCGGUGGGGUGGUCUGGCGACGGCGAUGCGGCGGCCGCUCUGAGCCUGCCCGCUCCAGGCGCCGGGGGAACCGGCCGCGCGGGGCGGCAGCAUGCGGGGCGGCGAGGAGCUGGACGGCUUCGAGGGCGAGGCCUCGAGCACCUCCAUGAUCUCGGGCGCCAGCAGCCCGUACCAACCCACCACCGAGCCGGUGAGCCAGCGCCGCGGGCUGGCCGGCCUGCGCUGCGACCCGGACUACCUGCGCGGCGCGCUCGGCCGCCUCAAGGUCGCCCAAGUGAUUCUGGCCUUGAUUGCAUUUAUCUGCAUCGAGACUAUCAUGGAGUGCUCCCCGUGCGAAGGCCUCUACUUCUUUGAGUUCGUAAGCUGCAGUGCAUUUGUGGUGACUGGGGUCCUGCUGAUUCUCUUCAGCCUCAACCUUCAUAUGAGGAUCCCCCAGAUCAACUGGAAUCUAACAGAUUUGGUCAACACUGGACUCAGCACUUUCUUUUUCUUUAUCGCCUCAAUCGUGUUGGCUGCUCUAAACCAUAAAACCGGAGCGGAAAUUGCUGCCGUGAUAUUUGGCUUCUUGGCAACAGCAGCCUAUGCAGUGAGCACAUUCCUGGCCAUGCAGAAAUGGAGAGUCAGCGUCCGCCAGCAGAGCACUAAUGACUACAUCCGAGCUCGCACCGAGUCGAGAGAUGUGGACAGCCGCCCUGAGAUCCAGCGCCUGGACACAUGAGAACGUCUGGAGUUCUCCCGCUGCCCUCGUGCCCGUCCUUCUAAUCAAGUUUUCUUUCUCUUAGCACGUCAGAUUUUUGUGUGAACCAGCUGAAUUUUGUCCUGUUUGGUAAAAAUUCACUUUGGGAAAGGUUGCCUAGAGUGGCCCAGUGACUGACAGAUCUGUGAUGGUCACAGAUCCAAAGAGGCCCAGGUCCUCUGACCUUGGGUGCCCGUGGGAGCAGCCGACUUUAAUGACUGCUCUAGGUCUUAACUGUCCGUCUCAGAACUCACGGUGUCACCUGACUCUGAGCCACCCUGUCAUGUGUAUUUGUGAUGAGUCAAAACCUUAAUAAAUGGCAUUGAGAAGGGAAGUAUAUGUCACAAGACAGGAGCACCGGGAUGGGACAGCCAGUGAGGUACGUGGACAGCCUUCUAGCGAGCUGGGGUGUGUGCUGAGUCCGUUAGACCCACCCUCCUUGUGCUCUAUUCAGAGCAUCGAGGCAGGCGGCAUGCUCUGAGUGGGCCUCUAAGGGCUGACGAAAGGGUGUGUCCCUGUAACUUCCUUGCCAGGCUUGUAUGGUACAGGGAUAGGAAAAGCUAGUGUCCUAUGGGGACAGCUCUGUGAGACUGACUCCCAGAACAGUGAUCAUUUGUCUCCUGCCCUGCUGAGAAAUCACUUGAUUCUUUCUCACGUGAAUCACCUUCCUGUGGUCCAUACUCAACUUCCGGGAUGGGGGAGUGUCACGUGUGUGGGGCCCUGCCCACCUAACAUGCACACCCUGAGGCUGAGUUGCAAUUCCAGCACUUUUACCUUCUCAGGUGAAAGCGGCAGAGGAAGCAGCCCUCCCUCCCCUUAGCCUGGGCACUUUGUCCUCUUGCUGGCCUCAUGGUACAGAGUGGCACGCUCAAACCCACACUUCGAUUGUAUGGACACGUCUCAUUUUCUGAACAUCCGAGACAAGCUCUAAAGUGAUUCUGAGUCAGUUUAUCUAGGAUUUGAGAAUACUUGAAUCUGCACCAGGACACGUCCUCCCACGGAUGUUCCACGGGGCACUGCUGCCAUUCUGGGCACCCGAGUGUCUUCUCUAUGAUCAAAAGUCCUGGAACGCGUUAUGAAUCCUAGUUACGUAUGGCUUUUGGAUUGGUUCUUGGUAAACUGAAGAUUAUUUUUGUGGUGAAUGAAUUAAACAGGCCCCUAUGAUGCUGUAAUUUUGUUGUUAGAGACUAAUUAUAUUUUUGUUUUUGGAAAGUUGUUUUAACAUGUCAGGUUCUCCCUCUGAACUGUUGAUGUUUACAGAUCUUGUAGCUCUAAGAUUUUGUGGGUCGCCUCACCAAGGAGAAGAUGUGGCUGGCAGGAGGAUAGUGUGGUGGUACAGUGCCCCCACUAUGUCCUAAGGACCGUUCACAACCUGAGCAGUGUCCUUUGUAGUUCAUAACCCAGAAGUGGGUGGCAGGGCUGCCGAGGAGAGCUGAGGAGGUGCUCCCCGUGCACCGCGGCUCUGCAUCGGUCAGGGAAGAGCAGUGUUGGAAGGCUGGAUGGCCAAGAGUGGCUAUUGUCAAACCCCACAGCAGGGCGCGGGAGUCCACAGGAAAUAGGGUCAGCCUGUGUCUGAUUGGGGACAGGGUGGGGGAGUACUAGGGGCUGGCUCCCUAAAACCAAUAUCCAGUAUAAUCCAGUUCUGCUGCAGUUCCAGGUUGGCAUGUUCCCAUGUUCAGAGGAUGACCCAGCUAGUCCAGUGUACCUCCCUCUCUGCCUCUCUUCUCCUCCAGAGGGCAGCCUGGGUCUGUCCCCUGCCCAGCCCCUCAUGGAGGGAGAGCUUUCUGUUGCUGGCCGAGUUGAGUGAGUCGGCACAUUGUGCACAUUGUGCUUUUCCAACCUGAGCCCGUUGUGUGUGGGGAGUGGGGGACAUCUUGAUUUUAUGCUAGUUUUACCUGGUCAUUUUGCCUUGGUUGGUAUACCUAUAUAAUCAAAAUCAGGCUUUCUGCCUCAGAGAAUUCCCUUUAAAUGGGGUUGCAAAGACUCCAUCUGUAUCCGAGCCCCACUUGGAAUGACCACCCUGAGCUUUAGCAUGUCACUGGGCCUCAGGAAAAAGCCACCUUUGAAGUGAGGCGGAAGAAAGAAGCAUUCAGAUGGGGUUUCUGCUCGCUUUCCCAAGUCCCUUCAAUAAACCCGUUUUAUCCUGUGAUGAAAGGAGGCCUUCUGAGGAAGUGUUGUCGGCUGAAAGAAAUGAUCCUGAGACCCAUUGAGACCAUGAAUACCAAUAAAUGAUAAUGUGGUGGUGUCUUAGGGCCUAAGAGACUUGAGAGCAAUUUGCAUCUUAGUGACAGAAUCAUUGUAAUAUUUAUAUCUUGGUUACUAUUUAAUAUCCUUUGUGCUAUGAAGCUUUCCCGUGGCUUUUGUAUAUGUAUUUCCUUGUACUAUUUAACUAGCUCCCGUAGAGCCAGAAGUGGCUUGUACAUGCUCUCAUAGCGUGAUGAACAGGCCCCUCACCUUUACAGCCAGUGUGGUGAGCACAAGCCAUGAAGACAAUAUGGCUGUCUAUAAGUGAAAGCAGAGACACCUGUAUCUUUCCUGUUGUGCCUCUGUGCAAACAGAAGGUAAUAGAUUUGAGGUUUGUACAGCAACCCUGUGAAUUGAAAAAGGCAUAUUUUUGUGUUUAUUAAGCCCCCUGUGGACCAGUGCCGCUUGCUUAGGUUUGGAGCAUUGUACGUGAGCCUUCACCGUCUCCAUUUCCUGAGGAGAUGGCUUCACUUUCUUGGGUGGAGAAAACAUGGCAAGACAUGCAGUUGUUGGGGACAUGUGGUGUGUUCGUGGAGACAUGGGGUUGACACCCUCUGGCACUUGGUAGUCUUGAUGGAUAUUAACUUGUCUUCGGAGAAAGUGUAUUUUGGCCCUGUUGAUCUCGACUGAAUGCCAGGUACCAGUCUUCUCUACCUUCCCUGCCAAAGGCUCAGAGGGUAAGACUGCAGUCAAGAAAACCUAAAGAUAUGUAUUGGCUCCUAGAAAGGGCAAACACAGUGAGGUAGUGAAUUCUUUUCAGAGAAGUUCUGCUUAAGGAGAUAGCCAUGUAAUGCAGAUUGCUUUUGUCUACAGACAAAGCAAGAAUGCAGUAAGCUGCCUACAUCCUUCUUAGCAAUAUGCUAAAACAGCAGUGUGGGCAGAGCCUGGGCAUAGCAGAGCCAGCAAGGAUGGACUACCCUCUGAGCACUCUCUGAGAACUUCUCACUGAGAGGGACCCUAGGGCCCUUCUAGGACUCUUGGCAGGAAGACUUACGGGCAGACCUGGUAUGCCUUGUCCUCCACCCUGGCUGGAUGCUUCUGGAGAGAAUUUCAUGAUUCAGUUGAAAACAUUUCUUUUUCUUUCAAGUUUCCUUUAUCUUUGAAGUUUUUCUAUUGGUUCAGUCAGUCUUAGAAGAAAUGAAGGCCUAACUCUCUUGUCCCUGCAUGUAUGUGAAUUCUUGCUGUGAAUGAGUCUUGGCUAGCCUUGUUUGUGACCUUGUGGAUUUGCAUGUACUGUUUGGAGGAGAUCUCUUGCCUAUCUAAGAGGUGGCCUGAGGAUUCGUCCCCGCCCAUGUCAGAGUCUCUGUGGGUCAGUCGGAGGAGCGUGGAGACUUGUGUCCAUCCUUGUAGUGAUGGAGGUGGUGCCAGUGAUGACAGCAUCUGUGUUCAGAGCACACAAAAGUCCCAUGCUUAGUGUGCUCCUGCCGAACUGUCUUUUUCUGAAGAUGUCCUCUACAUAGCAAUAGUGACAUUAAACAGGUAACAGCAGGGGUUGGGGGGGUGGGGCGCAUACACUUUCUAUGUAGAGAAUUGUUGACUGAUCCUCAUGAGCUGAAAAAAAAAAAAGCUGCUUCUAGUGUGUGAGGUUUCCGGGUACCUUUUAGUUCCUCAUAAAGUUGCAGACUCUGAGGUGCCUCUUGCUGUCUGCUUUUGUCAGCACCAGCCCCAUAGUAGGGCUAGCUAGGCACAGAGUCUAGUUUGGUGGACACAUGAAAUUUGCAUGACCGAGGCCUGGGGGUGGUGGGGGAGGCUCCAGCGGCAGCAGUGGGUUGGCAUAGAUAGCGUUUGAUAUGUUCAUAACCCCUGCUGACCUGGAAGCGUGUCCUUAACCUCCCCCUCUUCAGAAGAGUGAGGUCUUUCGUGCUCCUGAAAGGACUAGAGCAGGUGACAGGCUGCCUCAGGUGAUGCUGACGUAGCAGACCCCUUUUCUGGGCUUCGUUAGCUUUUCUGACUCCUUAAAACCUAUUGUUUCUCUCUUCUCAGCAGACAUCUUUAAAAUAACCAGUUCUGUCUGGUUGAGAAAAUUUGGAAUGUCUGACCUAUCAAUGUUUAUGUAGACAUCGUCUCUGAAAGACAAUAGCAUCAGUGUUAGAUCUAGAAUUUUCUUCCAAAAGAUAAUGUUCUAUUUGAUUUCAUGCUGGUCAGUAUAGCAUUGGAUAUAAGUUCUUAGGCUUUGGGACUCCCCCCCCACUCCAUUCUAGUUUCCUCCUAAGAGUAAAGGGGUGGAGGGACCCAAGCCCAUUGAGUUCAAAGCCAUCUCACAGAAUCAAAUUUAGACCAUAGGUUCUUGAACAGUGUAUUGUGUCAUUAGUUUACCUCAUCUCCCUCUUUAUUCUGAUACUCUAAGUCAAGUGAGCCUUUGGUUAGUGGUUAGUAUCACUUGGACUGUGGCGAGCUAGCAGAACUUGUUUGGCUGUGAUUAUGGUAAGAACGUGUCUGAAGCCACUUCAGGGGUAAAAGGUUUGUUUUCUUUCAUAAUUGCAUCUGGUACCCAGCAGGAAGUACCUGGCCCCUCCUUGUUCGUCAGAAUAGCUACCCAAGGAAUCUGCCUGGAGAAAGGUCAGUGAAGGAAGACUCGUGGUCACCCCAGCCCAGGGCAGGGCAGGGCGGGCCUGCCCGAUGCUGCCGGACGACUCAUGGUCACCCCAGCCCAGGGCAGGGCAGGGCGGGCCUGCCCGAUGCUGCCGGACGCUGCCUUCCUCCACUAACCGGGCGUUGCUUCAGUUCUUUCAGAACUGAUUUAGCAAGUUCCAGAACCCUGUCCCCUUUCCAUGGCACUGAAGGGUACAGUGAUUCAGGGCUUAAAGAAUUGGCUAGGUCAAGGGGCAGAGAGGGCAAGAGCAAGGCGUAUUGUAACCCAGGCCUACCUGUUCCAACUCUUUCAUAACUUGUUUAUGAAAAACAAUUGUUUUCAUUCAUAUAUAACUUAUUUAAAAACUAAUUCAAAUAAUAAUGAAAUUGACCCAUUUGCCUAAAAUCAUUGCUUUUUGAUAACUUGGUUUUGAUGUGGUUCCAUGUGGAAGAACGCUAGGGAGCAAAGCUGUCUGUGUAUGCUGACGUUCGUAGGAGAUUAGGAACCCAUGGAGAAACACUAAGCUAUUUAUUUGUCUGUCUGUCUUUUUUUUCUUUCUAAGUAGGCAGUUCUUUUUCUGUAUAUUUUGUCAGAUAACCACUUCACCUUUGGUGCCUUCCAUGUGUCACAUAAGCACUCUUGUCAAUCAUGGAAUUGGGGCGGGGAUGUACAUUUAGUUAACAGAUAACACUAUUUUUGUAGCAUGAUUGUGUCCUUUCAAUAUUGCUUUCCACAGUAUCGGUCCUGACGUUUGGGCCAUUUCCUCUUAAACUUCCUAUGUAUUUUUCAAAACGACCCCCUCUGGCAAGUCCUGUCCCUUGCACUGUGUUCUUCCCACACUGCACUUCUGCUGGUUUAGUCUGAGAAGUAAGUCAGAGGAUAGUUCUGAAAAAAGUCUCGUUCUUGUAAUUCUGUUUGACACUGUUUGACUGUUUGUUAGACUGGAAGAACUGUUGCUCACCAACAGUGAGAAGAAAGUGGUCUCAUUUUUCACAAGUUUCAACCAUGUGCCACCUUCCUGCUUGCUGGGUCUAGUGAGCGCUUGCAUUUGGCUCCUGGCCCUCCCACCCUAGCCAGUCAGUCCCGGCUGUUGUCUGCCCUGUCUCCUAGGAUAGAUAGGCUAAGUGCCGCUGUGUCCUGGCAGCACCCCAGACUUGCUCUGGGAUUUGCCCCACUUGGAUUUAGGUGACACUGUGGCUGCCGCUGGUGGGUUUCUGGGUAGCCUGAGUGCAGUAGGUCCUGUGCUGUGGAGGGCUAGGGAAAGCCAGGGCACAGGAUAACCUAGCCACCGUUCUGUUUUCCUGACCCUGCACCAUGGAGUUGUCUGGUCAGGAAAAACUCACUGAGCCAUUGCUGAGUAAAGGUACGGCUCCUCUGAGGUAGGAACUUGUAGCUCUGUGAUUUUUGUCCUUUGAAGAGUCAAAACGUAAUUCUGUGACAACACAAGUUAUUAUGUGGCCAAAUGACAGCUUUCUGCCAGGACUGGCCACUGCCACUCCAUUUAAUAGUGGCACUCUUGGGAGACAAUGUUAAUAGUUACCACAUUUUGUUUCUUGAGUUUGGUUUUCUUUGAGGCAGGGUCUUGCUAGGUAGUCCUGUCUGACCUCUAACUUAUAGCAAUCCCCCUGUUUCUUCCUCCUAAAUGCUGGGAUAGCACACAGAAGUGGACCACCAUGUCUAGCUAAAGUUGUUUGGCAUGGGAAUUCCAAGGUGAGGGCCGUUUAAGAACCUUGAAUUUGUGUUGUUUGCAGUACUGAGUUUCCCAUCUGGGCCCAUCUGACAUUGUCGCCAUGGAUGGACCUCCCCUGACCCCCAGGCUGGACCCUGUGCACUGCAAAUGAUGUGGGAGCCAUGGAUGGCAUUUGCCCCGUUGAUUUGCUAGACAGCAGGCAAAGCCUCACCCUGCCCUCAGCCUCUCCACUUUCCUUUGAAGGACCAAUUUUUCAUGGUACUUGUCUUGAUUGUUUUCAUAUUGUUCAAAUCUGUAUUUUUGUAUGUAGAGGGAAAUACUUUUCUCAAUACUAAUCACUAAUGAAUACUGUAUUGUCAAGAAGGAGUUCUUGUUUAAUAAAUGGACAUAUUAAAAAAACAAACAAACAAAA
This is a messenger RNA of Mus musculus (house mouse), 7734 nucleotides long. It is a transcript of the gene Cmtm4, whose product is annotated as CKLF-like MARVEL transmembrane domain containing 4. Gene Ontology annotation, cellular component: membrane. The transcript has 4 exons. The record is from RefSeq and is marked validated. Lineage: Eukaryota; Metazoa; Chordata; Mammalia; Rodentia; Muridae. The coding region runs from base 172 to 798 and encodes 208 amino acids.